AUGACUGAUGGUCAGAAUACUACUACUACGGCUUCGAAUGUUCCAUCAAUAAAACUCUAUUGGUUAAAUGAAAGUCGUGCUGAUAGAAUAUUAUUUUUACUUGAAGAAUUAGAAUUACCAUAUGACAUUGAAAAAGUUGAACGUGGUCCUGAUAAACUUGCACCACCUGAUUUAAAAAAGAUUCAUCCAUUAGGAAAAAGUCCUGUAAUCAAAGAUGGUGAUAAAGUUGUUGCUGAAUCUGGUUUUAUUAUUGAUUAUCUUAUUGAUAAAUAUGGUAAAGAUAAAAAUUUAAAACCAAUAAAUAGUGACGAUUUAUUUCAUUAUAAUUAUUUUUUACAUUACAUCGAAGGUAGUUUAAUGCCUAUCCUAGUUAUGAAAUAUAUCUUUCUUAAUGUACAAAAACAAGCACCAUGGAUAGUUAAACCUGUUGUAAAUGGUAUUUGCAACAAAGUUGAUACAUUGUAUUUAAGACCAAAUAUGAAAACUCAUUUGGAUUUUCUUGAAGGUGAAUUAGGACAAAGAAAAUGGUUAGCAGGUGAACAAUUUUCUGGUGCUGAUAUUCAAGCAGGUUUUGCAUUGGAAAUGCUUAUGAAACUAUUAAGUCCUCACGAAGACAGUUCAACAAAUAUAUCUCGAUAUUUAAAAGCAAUGCAUGAACGACCAGCUUACAAACGAGCAAUGGAAAAAGUUGGAAAAAACGACAAGUAG
Messenger RNA from Rotaria sp. Silwood1, 708 nucleotides. The record is from the annotation of a GenBank genome assembly. Lineage: Eukaryota; Metazoa; Rotifera; Eurotatoria; Philodinida; Philodinidae.